GGCUAACAUCAUGCACGGUCUGCAAAAACUUCUACUGUUCCAUCUUCUUGCAUGCCUCGGGCAUGGAAGUGAUAUUAUACAUGGGGAAAAGGCAGCAAAGAACUCAAUGCUUUAUAUGGCCUCAGUGCAGAACAAACAUGGUCAUAUAUGCGGAGGAUUUCUCAUUGCUGAAGACUUUGUGGUCACUGCUGCACACUGUGACAAUGAGAACCUUACACACGUUGUUCUUGGAAGCCACAAUCUCAACGACCAUCAUGAAAAAAUAGAGAUUAAAAAAUCCAUCAAGUUUGAAAAUUAUAGAAAUGUUCAAUAUGGUGAUGACAUCAUGCUCCUUAAAUUAUCUGGGAAAGUUCAACACAAAGCACAGAUAAUUCAGCUUCCACAUGCUGAAAUAAGACUACAAGAAAAUGAAGUGUGCCAGGUGGCUGGAUGGGGUUUCACUGAAAAUUACACUCUACCUAAUGAGCUGAGAGUGGUGAAUGUUUCUGUCAUUCAACAUAAAAUCUGUAAGAAAAACUGGCCUGAUCUUCCAGACAACGUUAUCUGUGCAGGUGGCUAUGGAACAAAUAAAGGAUUCUGUCAGGGAGAUUCCGGUGGUCCUCUGGUCUGCAACGGGUUCGCAGUUGGUGUUGUUUCUUUCAACAAAAAUUUAAACUGCAAAUACCCAGAUGUACCCAAUGUCUAUACGGACAUCUCAAAAUACCGUCAAUGGAUCGACAACAUUCUCAGAGGUGUAAUUUAAGCAUUCCUGAUUGCUCUGUCGAUGUAACCAAAAGUGAAAAUUAAAAAGAUUCUGCUACUUCGCUCUGUCAAGCUGACCUAAUUGAAUUUAAAGCUCCUUAUCACUUUAUUCUGUCACCAUGGAUUCUUUCAAUUACAGCAAGUGUUGAUGUUCAAGUUAUCUUUUAUUACAAUGUUCUAAAUGUAUUUUAUGACC
Messenger RNA from Pundamilia nyererei, 937 nucleotides. Its product is annotated as mast cell protease 1A-like. Gene Ontology annotation, biological process: proteolysis. The coding region runs from base 11 to 742 and encodes 243 amino acids. The transcript is spliced from 5 exons. The record is from RefSeq and is a predicted model, not a curated record. NCBI's taxonomy places the organism in Eukaryota, Metazoa, Chordata, Actinopteri, Cichliformes, Cichlidae. Gene Ontology annotation, molecular function: serine-type endopeptidase activity.